Molecule: messenger RNA, 1648 nt
Organism: Lonchura striata (white-rumped munia)
Lineage: Eukaryota; Metazoa; Chordata; Aves; Passeriformes; Estrildidae
Source: RefSeq, a predicted model, not a curated record
UUCUACCCCACUGACCCAAGUCCAGUGUAGCAACCAGGUGAAAUGCUUUUAAGACCAGUGGAAUUAAUGCUCACGGUGUUGUCUACAGAAGAGAGAAGCGCUUUGGAACAAGCUCCUUUUGCCUUGCGAAGUCCUGCGGGUCCUUGUGGCCGCCACGCGCGCGUGUGUGCGUGUCCCCGCAGGCCAUGGAGCGGCUGGAGGAGGAGCUGACCUGUCCCAUCUGCUGCGACACCUUCGUGGACCCACGGGUGCUGCCGUGCUCGCACACCUUCUGCGGGCCGUGCCUGCGGGAGCUCCUGCAGCCCGCCGCGGGCCUCAGCUGCCCCAGCUGCAGGGCUGCGGUGGCCGUGCCCGCCGCCGGCAUCGAGGCGCUGCCCAUCAACUUCGCCCUCAAGGCCGUGAUCGAGAAGUGCCAGCAGGAGGAGCGGGCCGGCACCGGCAGCACCGGGACGUGCGGGGCGCACCCCCGGCAGCCGCUCAACAUUUACUGCCUGCGGGACCGGCAGCUGGUGUGCGGCCUGUGCAUCACCGUCGGCAAGCACCGCGGGCACAACAUCGACGACCUCCAGAGCGCCUACAGGAAAGCCAGGGUGGCAUCGGGGCAGCUCCUGGGGCAGCUGGCGGAUCCCUGCCGCUCCGAGGUGUUCCUGCGCGCCGAGAGGCUGCUGCAGCAGAAGGCCCAGUGCCAGAGCACCCUGCAGAGUGACAGGGAAGCUGUGCUCAAGUAUUUUAAGGAACUCGGUGAUGUCUUGGAGGACAAAAAAGCAGCUCUGCUGAGUGCACUGAAUGAACUCGACAGCCGCAUUUUGGAGAAAUACGAUCCCCUCAUUGAGGAGGUGGAGAAACUGAAGUUAGAAGAGAUAGAGCUAAAGGAGCUGCACUUGGCCCUUGUGAUGGAGGAGUCCCCACUGCUUUUCCUGGAGAAGAUGAACGAGCUGCAGCUGCGGCUCCACACUCUCAGGCUGAGGCAGCUCCCGGAGCCUGAACCUGUGGAGAUCUAUCCUAGGAUGAAGAAGGUGCUGCAGUACAUGUGGUCUCCAACUGAAAUAGGGCAGGUGCACAGGAUCCGCACACCAAAGCUCAGCCUGGCUCGCAAAAGCUGUAGAAAUCGAGCACUAUCUGCUCUUCCUUCUCUUAUACUGAUGCUGACUUCACUUCUGUUGUUAUGGCACAAGGACCCAUAUGGUUUUCUGCUGCUCCUGAUUUCAUUUGCGAUGUUAUGGUAUGAGGAAAUCUCAUGUGACACCAUCUCAGCUCCUCUGGCGCAACUCUGGGAAUUCCUGCUGCGCAUUUAUCAGCAUUUCUGCACCUACCUGCAGGCCCCAAUGCAGGAGUCGGCUGUUUAGAUUGAAAACCUCAUGCAGCAAUCCAGCAUUAUUUUCAGUUUCUACUUAAAAGCUGUAUUGUUAAAGCUCUACACUUGUUCUGUUUCUGUAUCCUCCCUUUUCUGUAUUGCAUGGAUCCCCUCUGAACUACAGUUCUGAUUCACUUCUGCUGAGGAGAGGCGAGUUUUGCCUUGAUCCACAGCUGCGGAAUUUCGGUCCUUAACAUGCUGGAAUUCUCUGCCAAAGAUUAGGUGCACUGCUGAGCUUCUCCUGUAACUCUUGGCACUUUUGAAUUAUGUAGUAAAUUACACUGAUUCCUUAAA